ACCAUGAGAAACAUAUAAGAAGAAGAGAAACAUGGCAGAGAGAGAAGUGGGUGACUCCAGCGCUUCAACAACAAGUGAUGAUCAUCCAGGGGAAACUCUGCACCUGAAAUCAGAGGAUGGAGACCCGGAGAGACCUGAGGCCCAGAAGGACCAGGACCUCAAAAGCGUCCUGGUCACCAGCGUGUUGAACCUGGAAGAGCUGGACGUGGACCUGUACAGAGGGACGCACCACUGGGUUCCCCGCAGUCAGCGUCUGUUUGGGGGUCAGAUCAUCGGUCAGGCCCUCGUAGCUGCUGCCAAAUCAGUCAGCGAUAAUCUCUACGCCCAUUCCCUCCACUGCUACUUUGUACGGGCAGGAGACCCUAAGGUGCCCGUGCUGUACCAGGUGGACCGCAUCAGAGACGGACGCAGCUUCACGGUGCGCUCCGUCAGGGCCAUCCAGCACGGGCAGCCCAUCCUCAUCUGCCAGGCCUCCUUCCAGAUGCUGCAGCCCAGCCCCCUGCAGCACCAGUUCACCAUGCCUGUGGUCCCUCCACCUGAAGACCUCCUCACCGUGGAGGAGCUCAUCCGCCUCUAUCUCAGUAAACCAGACCUGGCCGAGAAAUAUAAACUAGGCCUGAACAAACUGCUGGCCAACGAGGUCCCCAUCGAGAUAAAGCCGGUCAACCCCCCGGUCUUUUACAAACUCACUGCGAGCGAGCCGAAGAACCUGUUCUGGGUGCGAGCACGAGGAUAUAUUGGUGAGGGCAACAUGAAGCUGCACUGCUGCGUUGCUGCCUACGUGUCAGACUUUGCGUUCCUGGGCACCGCUCUGCUUCCGUACCCCGGCUACAGAGCUCAGUUUGCCGCCUCGCUGGAUCACGCCAUGUGGUUCCACAGCACCUUCCGCAGUGACGAGUGGAUGCUGUACGAGUGUGAGAGCCCGUGGGCAGGCGGCAGCAGGGGAUUGGUGCAGGGCCGGCUGUGGAGGAGGGACGGGGUCCUCGCUGCCUCGUGCUCCCAGGAGGGGGUCCUGAGAGUGAAGCCAGUCACACGGCCCAGCUCCCAGGAGGGGGUCCUGAGAGUGAAGCCAGUCACACGGCCCAGCAAAUUAUAAGCACUUACAUCAGAUUUACAUUAAUCAUAUAACUGUUGUCUGAUUUGUAUACAUACAUGUGUAAUUUAAUAACUAUUAUUUGUUUUUUAAUAUAUAUAUUUGAAUUCCAGUCAAUAAAUAAUGAAAAUGUUAUGAGUGAACGCUUGUCAUUUGUUUUGCAUAGCCACAAAACUGAUCUGCAGGUUCACUCAUACUAGUUUGUGAAAUUAAACAAUUUCUAGUUGAA
Trematomus bernacchii (emerald rockcod) is the source of this 1322-nucleotide messenger RNA. It is a transcript of the gene acot8, whose product is annotated as acyl-CoA thioesterase 8. The coding region runs from base 32 to 1096 and encodes 354 amino acids. The transcript has 6 exons. The record is from RefSeq and is a predicted model, not a curated record. Gene Ontology annotation, cellular component: peroxisomal matrix. NCBI's taxonomy places the organism in Eukaryota, Metazoa, Chordata, Actinopteri, Perciformes, Nototheniidae. Gene Ontology annotation, molecular function: fatty acyl-CoA hydrolase activity. Gene Ontology annotation, biological process: fatty acid catabolic process; acyl-CoA metabolic process.